Messenger RNA from Centruroides sculpturatus (bark scorpion), 823 nucleotides. Its product is annotated as 45 kDa calcium-binding protein-like. NCBI's taxonomy places the organism in Eukaryota, Metazoa, Arthropoda, Arachnida, Scorpiones, Buthidae. The record is from RefSeq and is a predicted model, not a curated record. Gene Ontology annotation, molecular function: calcium ion binding. Gene Ontology annotation, biological process: calcium-ion regulated exocytosis. Bases 167 to 736 code for a protein of 189 amino acids. The transcript is spliced from 5 exons. Gene Ontology annotation, cellular component: endoplasmic reticulum.
UAUAAAUAAUAACGAUCUUCUAAGUCAAAAUGAACUAGAAAAGUGGAUUGCAGCUAAAAUAAAAGAGCAUUUUCUGAAAGCAGUAAAAGAUAAUUUUUGGAUAUUUUCAACUCUUGAUAAAGAUAGAAAUGGAAGAGUUAGUUGGGAUGAAUAUCAUGUGAAUUUUAUGAUGGAGCAAGGUUUUGAUGAAAAAUUUGCAAAAAAUCAUCCUAAAGAUCAUAAAAAAUUAAAUAGAAAAGUUUUAGAAAAAAUAUUAUUGGACAAAGCUGCUUGGUCCGAAGCGGCAAACUCCGAUCCAGAUGCAUUAAAUAUAGAUGAAUUUUUAACAUUCCGCCAUCCUGAACAUAGCCACGUUUCUCUGUUGAACAUGGUGAACGAUAUCAUUAACAACCUUGAUUCUGACGGAGAUGAAUUGCUGACUGAAGAAGAGUUUAUGUCAAUGCCAAUGGAAGAAACGAGUAAAAUGUCAGAGAAAGAAUGGAAAAGACAGAGACUUAAAGAAUUUCGAGAAGUUAUUGAUAUUAACCAUGAUGGCAAAGUCAAUAGACAGGAAUUAUUGAUGUACAACGAUCCUGAAAAUCCUGUUCUUGCAAAAAGAGAAGCUCGGGAAUUAAUAGCUUUAGCCGAUCUGGAUAAGGAUGGAAAGUUAUCUAUCGAGGAAAUACUAUCAAAGAAAGAUGUGUUUAUGGGAAGCAAAAUGAUUGAUACAGCAAAAAGUUUUCACGAUGAAUUCUAAAUUUAACUGUGAUAGCUUACUGGUGCUUUUAGAAAUUACUUUUCUUUAACAUUCCCAAAACAAACUCAUGUUAAAAAAUAUUUUUCA